Messenger RNA from Candidozyma auris, 459 nucleotides. RefSeq names its product Tif11p (gene TIF11). The coding region runs from base 1 to 459 and encodes 152 amino acids. Gene Ontology annotation, molecular function: RNA binding; translation initiation factor activity. Gene Ontology annotation, cellular component: cytoplasm. Gene Ontology annotation, biological process: translational initiation. The record is from RefSeq and is a predicted model, not a curated record. NCBI's taxonomy places the organism in Eukaryota, Fungi, Ascomycota, Pichiomycetes, Serinales, Metschnikowiaceae. The transcript has a single exon.
AUGGGUAAAUCUUCCAAAGGAAAGGGAGGAAAGAAUAGAAGAAAAGGAAAGAAUGACAACGGUGGUCAAAAAAGAGAAUUGAUCCACAAGGAUGAGGGCCAAGAGUACGCCCAAAUCACGAAGAUGUUGGGUAAUGGUAGAAUCGAAGUGAGCUGUUUUGAUGGCGAAAAGAGAAUGGGCCACAUCAGAGGAAAAUUGAGAAAGAAGGUGUGGAUGGGUCAAGGUGAUAUCAUAUUGGUGUCUUUGAGAGAUUUUCAAGGAGACCAGUGUGACGUCAUCCACAAAUACAAUUCUGAUGAGGCAAGAACCUUGAAGAACAUCGGUGAGUUGCCAGAAACCGCUAAGAUUAAUGAAACCGAUACUUUCGGUGCCGACGACGACGAAGAGGUCAACUUCGAGUUCGGUGACAACGACGAGGAGUCUGAGGAGGACGGCGAGUUGGAUAUCGACGAUAUUUAA